This is a messenger RNA of Piliocolobus tephrosceles (Ugandan red Colobus), 3983 nucleotides long. RefSeq names its product cyclin dependent kinase 2 (gene CDK2). Gene Ontology annotation, cellular component: cytoplasm; nucleus; cyclin-dependent protein kinase holoenzyme complex. Lineage: Eukaryota; Metazoa; Chordata; Mammalia; Primates; Cercopithecidae. Gene Ontology annotation, biological process: signal transduction; regulation of gene expression; regulation of G2/M transition of mitotic cell cycle. Gene Ontology annotation, molecular function: cyclin-dependent protein serine/threonine kinase activity; ATP binding; cyclin binding. The coding region runs from base 1904 to 2800 and encodes 298 amino acids. The transcript has 7 exons. The record is from RefSeq and is a predicted model, not a curated record.
UUUAGUAGAGACAGGGUUUCACCAUAUUGGUGAAGCUGGUCUCGAACUCCUGACCUUGUGAUCCACCCACUUCGGCCUCCCAAAGUGCUGGGAUUACAGGUGUGAGCCACCAUGCCCGGCCUCAUCCCCUUUCUAAUGUGUGCUGUAACCCUAGUUGAUUCUGCUGGGGGAGGAUCUGGAAUCAUCUCAUUGAGCAUCCCACCACUAGAGCAAGAGAAGUCAUAAGAUACCCCAUUCUUUCUCCACUUCCAACUCUCCUCAGAGCAGUACGGGACAUUCCAGACCCUCUCACCACCUCAGCCCCUCCCCUUACUCCUGUCACGAGGCCCAAUCCCCCAGAGCCCUUUCAUGUGAUGCUCAGCUGAGACCCCUCUGCCUAUCUCUCCCAGCCCCAGAACAAAAGGUCUGGGCUGUGUUCACCCGUACCCAUCCCAAGGGGAGAGGAUUGUAUCUCCUUAGUCUUCUUACCCAAUACUACAUUCUCUGACUCCCCACUUUAAAUAUCCUACCCCAAGAGACAUUUCUUAAAAGAGUCUCCCGCACAUUUCACCCCUUUGGAGCCCCUGUUCCAGCUCACUGCCAAGGAAGCCUCAGAAUCAGUGCCACAGAAACCUUCUAUUCUUCCACCCCUCCAAGCAUAUGAGAUUAUUUUCAGGCUCAAUCCCAAAACUCCAUGUAGGGAGGGAGCCCAGGUGCCCACAUUCUCACUAAAUCAAAUGAGUGGGAGACGCCUGAAAUAUUGCCGCUAUCUCCCAUUAGGAGGAGAGAAACCAGAGCAGGGGGAAUUCAUCCCCAAGUUCACACCUGCUCAUGUCCACAUAUCCACACAUACCUUUUGUAGCCCCCACAGCCAGCAAAGCACCUAUCACAGCCAAAUGAAGAAGGCAUCUUUUUAGCACCAGAUCCAUUGUGUUCUUCCCUCCAGCAACCAAAGGCACUGGGGGGACUGGGAUAGGCCCCUAUAUAAGAAAAGGGUGCUCAUUUGCAUAGCCCUUCCUCUUCUCCCUCAGAGAAGGCCUGGGAGGGGCCGGAGAAGAGGAAAAAGGAAAAACUGACAAAGGGAUCCUGGUCCCUAGACAUUGCUUUCCCAUCCUGCUACUCAAUGGCAGUUUCUGGUUUCACUGGGUCACUCUCAUAUACUCCCGGGCAAGGGCUGACUGAAAGGCAGCUGCAUAACACAUACCAGACACAACAGUUCAUCAUGGGAGAGUGAAUUAAACCAGGAACUUCUCAAAAAAACAGAAACAGAACCCUGCAUCCCAAAACAGAGACAGCGUCGGGGUAGGCUAUGAGGCAGAGGCAACAACAACUCCUCUGAGGUCCAGGAAUUCUUUACAACGAGAUUCCUGGUUUCCUGCUUUUCAAAGGAGGCUCCUGGGCCAGGUGGAAUUUAACCUUAGGUCGAUACAUAUUUUCCCCAGGAGUGGUGAAAAUAGUGAGUUAGAAAUCAAGAAAUCCCUACAGACUGGAGACACAGGUAGGAAACUUGGACCCAAAGUAGGUACUUAGGAAGACUGUUCAGCCGCCCCACCAAGGAAGAAAUUUGUCUAGCCCCCGAAGAACCAAACUUGCCUGGGGCGGGGUCAUUUGCGGGGAGGAGCGCUGCACUCGCCCCCCGGCUCUGACGUUGACCAAUAGAAAGGCCUGGGGGCGGAGCCAGGGAAACGCGGGAAGCAGGGGCGGGGCUUCUGGUGGCGGUCGGGAACUCGGGGGGAGGCGGCAACAUUGUUUCAAGUUGGCCAAAUUGACAAGAGCGAGAGGUAUACUGCGUUCCAUCCCGACCCCGGGGCACCAUACUGGGCCCUGUUUCCCCCUCCUCGGCCCCCGAGAGCCAGGGUCCGCCUUCUGCAGGGUUCCCAGGCCCCCGCUCCAGGGCCGGGCUGACCCGACUUGCUGGCUCUUCAUGGAGAACUUCCAAAAGGUGGAAAAGAUCGGAGAGGGCACGUACGGAGUUGUGUACAAAGCCAGAAACAAGUUGACGGGAGAAGUGGUGGCGCUUAAGAAAAUCCGCCUGGACACUGAGACUGAGGGUGUGCCCAGUACUGCCAUCCGAGAGAUCUCUCUGCUUAAGGAACUUAACCAUCCUAAUAUUGUCAAGCUGCUGGAUGUCAUUCACACAGAAAAUAAACUCUACCUGGUUUUUGAAUUUCUGCACCAAGAUCUCAAGAAAUUCAUGGAUGCCUCUGCUCUCACUGGCAUUCCUCUUCCCCUCAUCAAGAGCUAUCUGUUCCAGCUGCUCCAGGGCCUAGCUUUCUGCCAUUCUCAUCGGGUCCUCCACCGAGACCUUAAGCCUCAGAAUCUGCUUAUUAACACAGAGGGGGCCAUCAAGCUAGCAGACUUUGGACUAGCCAGAGCUUUUGGAGUCCCUGUUCGUACUUACACCCAUGAGGUGGUGACCCUGUGGUACCGAGCUCCUGAAAUCCUCCUGGGCUGCAAAUACUACUCCACAGCCGUGGACAUCUGGAGCCUGGGCUGCAUCUUUGCUGAGAUGGUGACUCGCCGGGCCCUAUUCCCUGGAGAUUCUGAGAUUGACCAGCUUUUCCGAAUCUUUCGGACUCUGGGGACCCCAGAUGAGGUGGUGUGGCCAGGAGUUACUUCUAUGCCUGAUUACAAGCCAAGUUUCCCCAAGUGGGCCCGGCAAGAUUUUAGUAAAGUUGUACCUCCCCUGGAUGAAGAUGGACGGAGCUUGUUAUCGCAAAUGCUGCACUACGAUCCUAACAAGCGGAUUUCGGCCAAGGCAGCCCUGGCUCACCCUUUCUUCCAGGAUGUGACCAAGCCAGUACCCCAUCUUCGACUCUGAUAGCUUUCUCGAAGCCCCCAGCCGUAAUCUCACCCUCUGCUCCAGUGUGGGCUUGACUUGGCUUGGCCUUGGGCUAUUUGGACUCAGGUGGGCCCUCUGAUCUUGCCUUAAACACUCACCUUCUAGUCUUGGCCAGCCAACUCUGGGAAUACAGGGGUGAAAGGGAGGAACCGGUGAAAAUGAAAGGAAGUUUCAGUAUUAGAUGCACUUAAGUUAGCCUCCACCACCCUUUCCCCCUUCUCUUAGUUACUGCUGAAGAGGGUUGCUGUAAAAAAAAAAAAGAAAGAAAGAAAAAAAAAAGCCUUCCUACAUGUUAGAUUUGCCGUACCAAUCUCUGAAUGCCCCAUAAUUAUUAUUUCCAGUGUUUGGGAUGACCAGGAUCCCAAGCCUCCUGUUGCCACAAUGUUUGUAAAGGCCAAAUGAUAGCAGGGGGCUAAGUUGGAACUUUUGAGAACCAAGUCAAACAAAACCACUGGGAGGAGUCUGUUUUAAAGAAUUCGGUUGAAAAAAUAGAUCCAAUCAGUUUAUACCCUAGUUAGUGUUCUGCCUCACCUAAUAGGCUGGGAGACUCAAGACUCAGCCCGGGUGGGGCUGCAGAAAAAUGAUUGGCCCCAGUCCCCUUGUUUGUCCCUUCUACAGGCAUGAGGAAUCUGGGAGGCCCUGGGACAGGGAUUGUGCUUCAUUCCAAUCUAUUGCUUCACCAUGGCCUUAUGAGGCAGGUGAGAGAUGUUUGAAUUUUUCUCUUCCUUUUAGUAUUCUUAGUUCUUCAGUUGCCAGGGAUCCCUGAUCCCGUUUUCCUCUGAAGUCCACCUCCUACCCCAUAGGAGUUGGAAGUUAGGGUUUAGGCAUCAUUUUGAGAGUACUGACACUUUUUUAGGGCUGUGAUUGAGUGAGGGCAUGGGCAACAAUAUUUCUUUAAAAGAAGGAUGAACAAUUAUAUUUAUAUUUCGGGUUAUAUCCCACAGUAGGGUUGGCUUUUUUUUUUUUUUUUUGGUUAGAGUGGGUGGAUUUGUUGCCACGUGCACCUUGGGGUUUUGUAAUGACAAUGCUUAAAAAAAAAAAAAGCAUUUUUUUUGUUUAUGAUUUGUUUCUGUUACCCUUGUCCUUGAGUGCUCUUGCUAUUAACAUUAUUUGUAAUUUAGUUUGUAGUUCAUUAAAAAAAUAUGCCUAGUUUUAUAGUUCA